Molecule: messenger RNA, 548 nt
Organism: Acaromyces ingoldii
Lineage: Eukaryota; Fungi; Basidiomycota; Exobasidiomycetes; Exobasidiales; Cryptobasidiaceae
Exons: 3
Biological process (GO): RNA methylation; siRNA processing; piRNA processing
Cellular component (GO): nucleus; cytoplasm
Molecular function (GO): O-methyltransferase activity; RNA methyltransferase activity
Source: RefSeq, a predicted model, not a curated record
GCCCCGACUGGCUGAACGACAUCCUCCGUAUGCGAUUCCCUGAUUCGUCGGGCGCAUAUACCGGGCCGUCGCAGGUGGCGCCUGCAGACAUCAUCGCGCUGGAUCUCGACGAAGCAGUGCUCAGGUGGCCCAUUAGGCUGCUCGAGCAACAGGGGCCAGAGGAGGAGCCGCGCUUCAGGGCGAUGCGCGUGCGCAUCCUCCAGGGAAGUCUCGCGCAGUUCGACAGCAGACUGCGAGGCCUCGACGCCAUCGUGGCAGCCGAGGUCAUCGAGCACCUCGACGAAGCAACACUGGAGGCGUUCGGUCGCGUCGUCCUGGGUAGAUACCGUCCCAAUAAGCUGCUCGUGACGACGCCCAACUACGCAUUCAACUGCAAUUUCCCCGGUGCCGAUACACGACAGGGCUUUUACAAGGAUGUCACGGGUAGGACUGACCGCUGGUUCCGCCACGAUGACCAUCGCUUCGAGUUCACGCCGAGCGAAUUCAGUGCGUGGUGCGAUGCGCUGGCUGCGAGGGAGGGAUACGAUGUCGAAGUGGGCGGCAUAGGC